This is a messenger RNA of Aspergillus ochraceoroseus IBT 24754, 2205 nucleotides long. RefSeq names its product F-box/WD repeat-containing protein. The coding region runs from base 111 to 1967 and encodes 618 amino acids. The record is from RefSeq and is a predicted model, not a curated record. Lineage: Eukaryota; Fungi; Ascomycota; Eurotiomycetes; Eurotiales; Aspergillaceae. The transcript is spliced from 4 exons. Gene Ontology annotation, molecular function: protein binding.
CGUGAAACCGUCCCGCUCAAUAUCUCUCCCUGGAUGCUCCUGUCGCUCUGUCGCGCGGCAAUCCAUAACGUUCUCGUCGGGUGACAUUUAUCGAGUCAGCGAAUACCGGAAUGAGCUCGCACGCAAGAGCAAUAUCCUCCUCCCAUAAAGCCAUCACUCCUAUUCCUCCUGCCCUCCUACCCUCGGCACCUACUUCUCCUCCGACCCCGGCUCCCAGUCCCACCCCUCACCAACGACCGCCGACCUGGCAGUCGUCCGAAGAAGAAGAUGACUUCCUCUUGAGUACUAGAAUCCAAUUUAACACUCUGUCCGGUGUCAAGAAGCAGCGCUUCUUGGAAGGUAUUCUCGCCUUGUGCAACAGCCAACAGCUGAGCUUUGUCUCGAGCUAUGUGGCUCCUCGUUUGAGGAAAGAUCCGUUCAAGGUCUUCCCAACCGAACUCUGUCUAAGGGUCCUCUCCUUUAUCGACGAUCCGAAAACCUUGGCAAGAGCAUCCCAGGUGUCCAAGCGCUGGCGUGAACUUCUAAAUGACGACAUCACCUGGAAAAAUCUCUGCGAGAAACAUGCAUAUGCUCACCGACGGCUUUCGGAGGACCAUGGGGACUUCAUCGAGCCUAUUCAUAACCAACGGACACACUCCCUGAGUGGGUUACAACGGAGACCGCACAACACGACUAUUCAGUCUCGCGAUGGAUUUUCGGAUUUUCCGCGAUCGCUACCCGGCGAUUGGCCUUCGCUGUCCUCCGCACAACCGUACAAGCGCCCACCUCGGCCGUUAUCUUACAGGUCUCAUUUUAAGCAAAAAUACAUGGUAGAAUCCGCCUGGAACAAGGGUGGAAGAUGCACUCAGCAACAUAUUUCUCCGGACCAGGGGGUCGUCACCAGCCUGCACCUGACUCCCAAAUAUAUUGUGGCCUCAUUAGAUAAUGCGAAGAUUCAUGUUUAUAACACCAACGGGGAGAACCAGAAAACGCUCCAAGGACACGUCAUGGGGGUAUGGGCGAUGGUUCCCUGGGAUGAUAUCCUUGUCAGCGGGGGAUGUGACCGGGAAGUUAGAGUCUGGAACAUGGCUACGGGCGCCGCAAUCUAUCUCUUACGAGGGCAUACAUCCACGGUCCGUUGUUUGAAAAUGUCAGAUAAAAACACCGCGAUUUCCGGAUCGAGAGAUACCACAUUACGGAUAUGGGAUUUAACUACCGGAACCUGCCGAAAUGUACUAGUUGGUCAUCAGGCCAGUGUUAGGUGCCUCGCGGUUCACGGUGAUUAUGUGGUGUCAGGAAGCUAUGAUACCACGGCGCGCAUUUGGAAGAUUUCGGAAGGACGGUUCAUACGAGCGCUUUCUGGCCACUUCAGCCAGAUCUACGCCAUCGCUUUUGACGGCCGCCGGAUUGCUACCGGCAGCCUUGACACGAGUGUUCGGGUCUGGGAUCCGCACACGGGUCAGUGCCAUGCUAUUCUGCAAGGACACACAUCCCUAGUUGGGCAGCUGCAGAUGAGCGGUGAUACCCUUGUUACUGGUGGCUCGGACGGGUCCGUUCGUGUUUGGUCCUUGACCAAAAUGGCUCCGAUCCAUCGCUUGGCAGCCCAUGAUAAUAGUGUUACUAGUCUCCAAUUUGAUGGCACGCGCAUUGUCAGCGGGGGGAGCGAUGGUCGCGUCAAGGUUUGGAGUCUGCAGACUGGACAGCUUCUCCGAGAAUUGUCUACCCCCUGGGAAACGGUCUGGAGAGUAACCUUUGAGGAAGAGAAGGCGGUGAUCAUGGCCAGUAGAGCAGGUCGCACGGUCAUGGAGGUUUGGACUUUCUCUCCACCACCAGAGGAAUCUGGCGAUAGUGCGGUGUCUGCUGAGAGCACGUCCAGUAGCUCCGGGAGUGACAGCACGCGAUCAAGAGGAUUGCUAGCAAGCUCCCCCCCGACUGGCUCUGAGGGCGGGGAUGGUGACCAACCAAUGCUGGACGUCCCGUCUUUAUGAUCAUGUAGUUCUUUGUUGCUUUGCGGAUUAAGCGUCGUCACGUCAGUUCUUGCCCUUACGAGAUUCCCAGCCACCAACCACUGGCGGGGAGUCAAUCCUAACUGGUUAGCAUUUGCAUUCUGGGUGUUCUGGUUUUCUGUUCCGUGAACUAUGUGUGUGGUUACACUGGCUUGAUACCAGCUGGAGUACGAGGCGAUCUCUAAAGCUCAUUUGGGUCUGGGAUUUGUGGGUUUGGAUG